Messenger RNA from Cladocopium goreaui, 5679 nucleotides. Lineage: Eukaryota; Dinophyceae; Suessiales; Symbiodiniaceae. The record is from the annotation of a GenBank genome assembly.
AUGAGCUGUGAAGAGAUGUGCCCCCCGGGAUUCUAUGGAAUUGGGACUGCCGAGACUGGACGGACAUGUCAACCAUGCACGGGCAAUUGCCUGGAGUGCCAAUCGCAGGAUUUCUGCACAAAGUGCACCAAUGGCACGUUGCUGACCCAUGCGUUCACCUGUGAAGCCCAAUGCCCUGCUGGCUACUACCCAAGGAAUCCAGCUGAUGGAUCGCUGGAUGGAAGAACCUGCCAAAAGUGCGUGGGAGAUUGCCUCACAUGUGAAACGCGCUUCUCCUGUACCAAGUGCAAGAACUCUGCUUACCUUACCCACAAGAAGGAGUGCAAGCGAGAGUGUCCAGCAUCGCACUAUCCAGAUGGCUCAGAUGCUCCUGAAGGUCGAUACUGCAUAGAAUGUCCUGGAAUGUGUAGUGAGUGCAACAGCCCUCACUUCUGCACACAGUGCAAGACUCCGACAUUUCUCACCGCCCAUGGCACUUGCGAACCUUCAUGCCAAGAAGGCUACUGGCAAGAGAUUGGAAGAGAAGUGCACAGCUUCUGGGGUAUGAAGGUUGGAGGAGUUUGCAAGUCCUGCCCACAGAACUGCGAUCGAUGCGUCGGCAGUGGAUGCAUCGAGUGCAACAAGUUCAACUACCUAUCAGCUGCCGGUCUAUGUGUUGCCCGCUGCCCCGAUGGCUACUUUGGAGUUGGAGUUGAAGAGCUGGGAAGAGUGUGCGUGCCUUGCAGCGAAACGCACGGAGACUGUUUGAACAGGACUUUUGUACUCCAGUGUGGUGAAAACUUAUACCUUGACCCAUGGAAUGCGACUUGUAUCCAGACUUGUCCCGCGGGAUAUUUCGCCUUGGAUGGUGAUGUCAAGCAAACUGGUGGACCAAAAAUCGGUGGCACAUGUGAGAGAUGUUUAGGUUCUUGCAAGAGUUGCAGCUCAGCUACCACCUGUCAAGUCUGCACGCAUGCGAUGUACCUGAAUCCUAUCACUCAGAGGUGCACCAAUGAUUGUCCAAGCGAUCACUACAUGGUGGGCAACAGUACAGAUGGUCGGACCUGCAUGCCCUGCCCUCCUACAGCGGCAAAAUGCGUCAACGAGACAUGGACCUAUGAAUGUCGUGGAAACAACCAGUACCUGGUACCUGAAGGAGGCAAGUGCACAACGAAGUGUCCCCAGGGCUAUUUUGCAAGAUCUGGGGCUCAAGUGGAGGAAGACGCGCCGCUGGUUGGUGGCACCUGUGAAAAAUGUGUUGGCAGCUGCAGCCGGUGCAAAUCUGAAUCCGAAUGCUUGGAAUGCUCAGGAGGUAAAUAUUUGGAUCCAACCACCUCUUUGUGUACCCUGGAGUGCCCGCGUGACCACUUCAUGGUUGGCACGGGUGAAAAAGGCAGAGCUUGCUCGCCAUGUCCUGACAACUUUGCUGUCUGCAGGAAUGCCUCUUAUGCUAUGGAGUGUCGUGGGGAUCAGCAAUACUUGGUUCCUGAGGGUGGGCGUUGUACUCCAAGCUGUCUGGACGGAUACUAUCCUCGCCCAGGCAUUGCUCUGGAGGUGGGUGGUCCACUGGUGGGUGGGACUUGCGAGCGAUGUGUGGCACCUUGCGAGACGUGCAUAUCUUUGAAUGAGUGCAAGAUUUGCAAAGGGGGCACUUAUUUGAACCCCUUCGAUCUCAGCUGCGCCUUCGAUUGUCCUGUGGGAACGUACAUGACUGGCACAGGAGAUGUUGGGCGCAAGUGCGAAGCAUGCCCUGCCGAGAUGUAUUCUUGCAUCAACAGCACCUACGCAUCAUUGUGCAAAGGAGACAACUACUACUUGACUCCAAAGCACUCCUGUGAACUGAAUUGUCCUGAUGGCUACUACAGAAUGGGUGGCUCUGAGGUAUCUGAAGGAGGGCCUAUGGUUGGUGGGACCUGUCAGAAGUGUAUCAACAACUGCGCGACGUGUUACACAGAAUCAAAGUGUACCUCCUGUCGCAACGGGGCUUUCUUUGAUCCUCGAUUGGAGCAAUGUGAUUUCAAUUGCCCAGAGGAUCACUACAUGGUAGGCAAGGAAGAGGAAGGUCGACAAUGCUUUCGAUGUCCAGAUGAGUUCCACACCUGUCUGAACAACACCUUUGGCACACAUUGCCAUGGGAACAAUCGGUACCUCGCUGAGAAUGGGACUUGCCGGACCUCAUGCCCAGAUCGUUACUUCCGAAGGCCUUCCACAGUCUUUGGGGUCGAUGGCAUCAUGAUUGGUGGCGAGUGCGAAAAGUGUGUUGGAGAUUGCAGAGAAUGUGUCAGUGAAGGGGAAUGUGCGGUCUGUGAGAAUGGCAAGUUUCUGAAGAACCGCACCUGCCUUGCUGCUUGUCCAACCGGCUUUUUCCAGAAGGAGGGAACGGAUGGCAUCAAUGGAACUUGUGAGAUGUGCAAGAUGGGAGCCACACAUUGCAGUGCUGGCACCCAGGACGGUGUCACAGUGGCUCUCGCCUGUGAGACUGGCUUUGAGCUGAAAGACUCAGAGUGUGUCAACAGCUGCGGAAGCGGAAAAUACAAAGAUCCCACCACGGACAAAUGCGCAGAUUGCCCCUCAACAUGUGCUGAAUGCAUCAGUGCGACAAAAUGCAGCCUUUGCAAGGAUGGUGAGUCGUUGGAUGUGAGUCAGCUUCCAAACUCGAGCAAGUGCGUAAGCUCCUGCCCCGAUGGCUUCUUUGCUGAUAAAGGUCAAUGUGUCUCCUGCUCACGAUCUUGCAGCAAAUGCGAUUCCACUUCUGCCUGCACACAGUGCAAGGACCACCGCUAUUUGUCUCCAAAUUCAAAGACCUGCGAAGAUGACUGUCCCAAGGGAUAUUCUCCCGUGGGCUCUGAAGCGACUAACCGAAGCUGCCAAGUCUGCAGCAAAAACUGCGUGAGCUGUGCCUCAGCCGGGGAAUGCAGAGAGUGCGGAAAUCGGAAAUAUUUGGUCCCUGAAGGCUGGUGUGAGGAUGGCUGUCCAAAGGGAUACUAUGGCAAAGGUGAUGGGGACACCGGUCGCACAUGUGAAGCUUGCCCGGGAGACUUCUUCAACUGCAUCAGCCCAAAUCUUGGUACAGAAUGCAAGAACCGAAAGUACCUGACAGCAGAGGGAACAUGUGAAAGUGGCUGCCCAACUGGGACCUAUCCUUCCGGCACAGGAGACUUGGGCCGAGUUUGCAUGCCAUGUGGAGCAAAUUGUGCGGUUUGCACCACCGGAGAUACUUGUGACAGGUGCACAAAUAGCCACUACUUGACACCAGACCUCUGGUGUGAAGACGCAUGCCCGGAUGGCUACUACAAAAGUGGCACAGGUAAGUUGAAUCGCACCUGUGUCUUAUGUCCCAUGGAUGCCAUGAAGUGCAUCAGUCCAACGGUUGCUACUGAGUGCCGAGAUGCAAAAUACCUCACUGCUGCUGGAAGCUGUGAAUACUUGUGUCCAGAAGGAACAUACCCAUCAGGCGCAGGCCACAGCACAGUUGGCCGCACUUGCGAGGUGUGUGAUGCCAACUGUGCCACCUGCAAAAAGGCCGAUCUCUGCACAAAAUGCAAGAAUGGACAGUACUUGACCUCUGAUAUGUGGUGUGAGGAGGGAUGCCCAGACGGAUACUAUCGCAAUGGCACAGGGAAGAUUGGUCGUAAUUGCGUUCGAUGUCCGCUGAAUGCGAUGAAAUGCAUUGGGCCGGCUCUGGUCACCGAAUGCAGAGACUGGCUGUACCUCACACCAGAUGGCACUUGUGCGGAUGGCUGUCCAGUAGGUACAUAUCCUUCUGGUGUGAACCAAGUGGGUCGCACGUGUGAAGCCUGCGACAAGGAUUGCAUCUCAUGUACCCAGGAGAACCGCUGCGAGCAGUGUCGCAAUGGCAAGUAUCUGACACCAAGUGGAUGGUGCGAAGCAGCAUGCCCGCAUGGAACCUACAAGAACGGAGUAGGAACUGUGGGAAACACUUGCGAGCCAUGUCCGGGUGACUCUAGCGGCUGCGUCCAUGCGAAGUAUGCCACCGAGUGCAAAAACUCCAAAUUUUUGGCUCCUGAUGCCACCUGCAGAGAUACUUGCCCCGUGGGCUACUUUCCUGAAGGAAUUGGCGAGGUCGGAAAGCAGUGCCCGCGAUGCCAGGAACAUUGCUUCUCCUGUCAAUCAGCGGCCUUGUGCACUGUCUGUGACAAUGGAAGGGUUCUGAGUCCCAACAUGUCCUGUGUGGACAACUGCCCCAAUGGAUACUUUCGCAAUGCCUCAGAGAAGAUUGGCAACAACUGCACGGCCUGUCCACCAAGCAGCAAAUGUCUGAAUUUGACGCAUAUCACAGAGUGCAAAAACGCCCGUUAUUUGAAUCCAGACUUUACUUGCCAGAUGGAUUGUCCACGUGGCCUCUUUCAGCUGGGCGAUAAAGACACGGGACGUGUUUGCACCGGAUGUUCUUCCAACUGUACACUUUGUGUCAAUGCCACGACCUGCACUGAGUGUAGAAACAACAACUACCUCGGUCCAGAAUUUCGCUGUGAACCUGAAUGCCCGUCGGAUCACUACUACGAACCACCCGAAUCCUUGAGACAGAUCGAAUGGAAGGAACUGCGGGAUCAGAGCUGUGGCGGCGGCGAGCUGCGCACCUGGUCUGGCGGCACGGACUCCAGGUUUGGUGAGGGCUUCGUGGAAAAUGUGCCCGGCUGCCAGCUGAUGUGCAUGGCGAGGGCUGAGUGCGCUGGCUUUGAACUUCGUGAGGAUAGCAACAAAUGCUCUUUCUGGAUGGGCGACACUUUGUCACCACGUCCUGCGAAGGGGAUUCACUGCUUUCGCAAAGUAGACCUCGUGCCCCAGAAGGGGAAAUCUGCAGCUGGAGAAGUGGUGAUUCCAGCCGCGGGCGUGGCCUCUAUGAGUUCACGUCUUGAGACUGCUCCAGCCAAGCUUUGCAACGAUGGACUCGUCUCGACGCGUUGUAGCUCCAUCUGGAACGAUGCAGCUGGGGAGCUGAAUCCGUGGUGGCAGAUGGACUUGGGCAGCAAGGAGUCCUUGGUAAAGAUUCGCAUUUUGAGCGACCCCGAUGGCUGCGAGGCCAUGUCGGAGGAGGCUACCGGUCUCCACUGUUCUUUGCUUGGUGGAGUGGUGGGGGUGAGCUCUACGCCCUGCGAAAAAGGAACCCUGACAGAAACCACUGACAAGUGGUACGAGGUCUCGUGUGACCGAGCUGAGGGGCGCUAUGUCUACCUGCAGCUGAAAGGGUACCGGGUGCUGAACUUCUACGAGUUGGUGGCAUACAAGGUGUCUGAGACUGAAUCAUGCACGGAGACUUGGCAGUUGACCAACGUCAAGCAGAAAGGCCAUACCUUCACAGCUGACAACGAAGAGGGCGGCAAUGCCUUUGCAGUGGCAGGGCCUGUGUCCGGCAUCGCUUUCAUGCCUGGUCAGGACGAUAGGCCCCUAUGGGUUGGUCUCACCACUGAUCCCACGGAUGAGAGAGACUUUAAGAAUGGGAAGUUCAUCCAGUUGACGGCCAGUGGCUCUGUUGCCAUUGAGGGAGCCUUUGAAGGUUUGACCUACACUAGGGAGGAUUAUUUUCGAUUGGAGCUCAAAGGUCGGGAAGUGAUCAUCUACAAGAACGGAGCCUCACUUCACAGCUUCAAGCUGGAUUCCAGCGGUUCACUGAAUGGUUGGUACACCAUGAUUUGGUUUCCAGAGACCAAGCCUGAUGAUGCCGCCCCUUGGCUGUAG